Messenger RNA from Vigna angularis (adzuki bean), 2865 nucleotides. RefSeq names its product receptor-like protein EIX2. The coding region runs from base 19 to 2589 and encodes 856 amino acids. The record is from RefSeq and is a predicted model, not a curated record. Gene Ontology annotation, molecular function: protein binding. NCBI's taxonomy places the organism in Eukaryota, Viridiplantae, Streptophyta, Magnoliopsida, Fabales, Fabaceae. The transcript has 2 exons.
UCUCUUUUACAUAUCAGGAUGAACUUUCUAUCACAACUUUUACGUCUUUUUCUUUUCUUCUUUUAUGCUUUUACAUUCCAAAACAUUCUUUGCAACAAUCUCAGCCAUGUUCGCUGCAAUGAGAAGGAUCGACAAACGUUGCAAAUUUUUAAAGAGGGUCUUAUUGAUCCAUCCAACAACCUCGUCACAUGGUCCACUCAACAAGACUGUUGUGACUGGAAAGGAGUUCACUGUGACAAUACCACAAGCAGAGUAACAAAACUUGAUCUUUCCCAACAAUCUCUACAAGGUGAAAUCAAGUUAUCGUUGUUGGAACUUCAAUUUCUAUAUCAUUUGGAUCUGAGCGAAAACUUCUUUAAGGUUAUUAGUACUCCACCAAUUCAGAAUGAUGUCAUAUUUGGCUCUAACCUCCAUUACCUUGACUUAUACUAUAAUGAUAUUUCCAUGGAUAAUCUUCAUUGGCUUUCUCAACUUUCUUCGCUUAGAUAUCUCAACCUUGGUUUUACAAAUCUUCGUUAUGCUACCAAUGGGCUUCAGUUGUUGUUUAUGCUCCCUUCUUUGUCUGACUUACGAUUGAGGUAUUGUCAACUAAACAUCACUACGUCUCUCAAAAAUGUGAAUUUUACUUCACUUGUAACUCUGGAUCUUUCAGGCAACUAUUUCACCUCAAAAUCAUUAAGGUGGUUGUUUAAUCUUAGUAGUGACAUCUCUCAUCUUGACCUUAAUCAAAUUUCUUUAUCUGGAAAUUUUGAUCUUCAAUGGCUUUCUCAACUUCAUUCUGUUAAAUAUCUUGACCUUAGUGGAAUCGAUCUUCACAAAGAAACCAACUGGCUUUUGGCUAUGCCUCCUUCAUUAUCAAACCUAUACAUGAUCGAUUGUCAACUAACCAACAUAAGUCCAUCUUUAAAGCAUGUGAAUCUUACUUCACUUGUCACUCUUGAUCUUUUUUUAAACAAUUUUAACUCUGAAUUGCCACAUUGGUUGUUUAAUCUCAGUCGUGAUCUCUCUCAUCUUGGUCUUGGAGAUAGUAGUUUAUUCGGUGAAAUACCAUCAAGUUUGUUCAACUACCAAAAUUUGGAAUACCUUGAUCUACAUUACAACAUGUUUUCUGGUUCCAUUCCUUUGACUUUGGGAAAUCUCACAUAUUUGGUUUUCCUAAGCAUUGGCUCUAAUUCCUUUUCUGGUACAAUAUAUGAAAUGCAUUUUUCCAGACUCCAAAAUUUACAAGAGUUGGACUUGAUCUCCACAAGGUUUCAUUUCAGUCCUGAAUGGAUUCCUUUGUUUCAACUUAAAGAGCUUCAUUUGGAUGAAACAAAUCAAGGUCCUCAAUUUCCACCAUGGAUAUAUACACAAAAGUCACUUUCUAUUUUAUCCAUGUCGAGCUCAAAAUUGUCAUUUGUAGUAGAGGAAAAGUUUUGGGGCCUCAUAGCUGGUAUUGAUGAAAGGAUCGAUAUAUCCAACAACUCAAUUAGUGGAGACAUAUCGAACGUCUUGCUAAAAUCUGACUUCAUACUUCUAAACCAUAAUAAUUUCACAGGAACACUCCCACAUUUAUCACCAGAGGUCAGUUAUGUGGAUUUAUCUCAUAACUCUUUCAUAGGAUCAAUUCCCCAUAAUUGGAAGAAGUUGAAACAUUUGUUUUUUAUCAGCUUGUGGAACAAUAAUUUAUGCGGUGAAGUUCUUGAGAAACUCUCAUGGUCCACAUAUUUAAAAGUUAUAAACCUUGAACAAAAUGAAUUUUUUGGAACUAUACCAAACAACAUGUCCAGAUACUUAGAAAGAGUGAUAUUAAGAUCUAAUAAAUUUGAGGGAAGUAUUCCGCCUCAGCUAUUCUUUCUCUCUCAUUUGAUUCACUUGGAUCUUGCCCACAAUAAUUUUUCAGGAUCAAUUCCUCAAAUUACAUAUAAUGCAACAGAAAUGAUAGCAGAUAACUAUUCAACACCUCUAUUAGUUGGAGAUGACAUUGAUUUGUAUGAAAAAGGUCAAGUUUAUGAAGGUAAAGUUAACUCGAGGAGGCGAACCAUUGACCUCUCAGCUAACAAGAUAUCUGGAGAAAUUCCAUCGGAAUUAUUUGGGCUGAUUCGAGUUCAAACAUUGAAUUUAUCUUAUAAUCAUUUGACUGGAACAAUACCUAAGACAAUUGGAGGAAUGAAAAAUCUAGAAUCUCUUGAUCUCUCUAAUAAUAAGCUUUUCGGCGAAAUUCCAGAAAACAUGGCUACCUUGUUUUUUCUGAGUUAUCUUAAUCUAUCAUGCAACAAUUUUUCUGGACAAAUUCCAAUAGGGACUCAACUUCAAAGUUUCAAUGUAUCAAGCUAUGAUGGGAACCCAGAACUAUGUGGAGCUCCUCUUACAAAGUGUAGCAUGGAAAAAAAUGUUGUGGAUACAAUCCAAAGUAUAAUGAAGGAAGAUGGUGGAUUCGGUGAAAAAUCACUCUAUCUUGGAAUGGGCGUUGGGUUUGCAGUUGGAUUUUGUGGUCUUUUUGGUUCUUUGCUCAUUUUUAGAAAAUGGAGACAAAAAUACUAUCGAUUGCUCAAUCCAAUGUAUGACUACCUUUAUGUUACUUACAUACUCAAAUUCAAUCGUAGCUGAGAAGCACAACAGUUAGUUCAGAUAGGAGAUGAAGUGUGGAUGAUGUUUGAAAUAGGGAGAUGAAGUGGAGGGAUCAUUUACAGCUUAGCUCUUGUUUCCAAAUGAUGCCAUGAAGAGCCUCAGUCCAACUAUUGUGUCCACGAGCCUUUUGGUGUUCAUUUUCUGAUUUUUCGUUAAUUACUAUAUUUUAUUUCUGAGAUUAUGGUUCAUCAUCAACAUUAUUGUGUAGCCUCAUUGAAAUGGAGUGUUAUGAGCAAAGUUUAGUACUUCCUAACG